Miniopterus natalensis is the source of this 1413-nucleotide messenger RNA. Lineage: Eukaryota; Metazoa; Chordata; Mammalia; Chiroptera; Miniopteridae. The record is from RefSeq and is a predicted model, not a curated record.
AUGGACCUCACCACGACUUCCCAGCUGGGUAGGCUGGCCCUCCUCUGCUUUCUGCUGGGCUUGCAGGGGUCCCUGGCUGCAGUCUUCAUCACUGAGGAGGAAGCCCAAAGCGUCUUGCACAGGCAAAGGCGUGCCAACUGGUUCCUGGAGGAGCUGAGGCCGGGCUCCCUGGAGAGAGAGUGCAAGGAGGAGCAGUGUUCCUUUGAGGAGGCCAAGGAGAUCUUCAGGAACCCUGAGAGAUUGGCACAAUUCUGGAUGUCCUAUAAUGAAGGGGACCAAUGUGCCUCAAAUCCAUGCCAGAAUGGAGGCUCCUGUGAUGACCAAUUGCAGUCCUACAUCUGCUUCUGCCCUGAAGAUUUUGAGGGCCGGAACUGUGAGAAAACUUCCACAUAUUUUGCCAGCCAAGACAGUUGGGUAAACUUGACCUUCCUUACUUGCUAUUACAAAGACAAGAACAGCGAGCUGAUCUGUGAGAAUGAGAACGGGGGCUGCGAGCAGUACUGCAGCAAUCACGCAGAAGCCAAGCGCUCCUGCUGGUGUCACGAGGGGUACGCACUCCAGACCAACGAGGUAUCCUGCGCACCCACAGUUAAAUAUCCAUGUGGAAAAAUACCUGUUCUGGAAAAAAGAAAUGGCCAACCCCAAGGCCGAAUUGUGGGUGGCAACGUGUGUCCCAAAGGGGAGUGUCCCUGGCAGGCUAUGCUGAAGGUGGACGGGGUGCUGCUGUGCGGGGGCACCCUGAUUGGCUCCACCUGGGUGGUCUCCGCAGCCCACUGUUUUGACAAAAUCAAACUGAAGAACCUGACGGUGGUACUGGGUGAGCACAACCUGAGUGAGGAGGAUGGCGACGAGCAGGAACGGCAAGUCGUUCAGGUCACUGUCCCCAGCAAGUACAUCAAAGGCAAGACGGACCAUGACAUCGCCCUGCUCCGCCUGAGCAGACCCGUGGUCUUCACCGACUACAUAGUGCCCCUCUGUGUACCCGAAAAGGCCUUCUCCGAGAGGACGCUGGCCUUCAUUCGCUUCUCCACCGUUAGUGGCUGGGGCCAGCUCCUAGACAAGGGCGCCACAUCCCUGGAGCUCAUGGCCAUCGAUGUGCCCAGAGUGAUGACCCAGGACUGCCUGGAGAAGUCGAAAAUGAAACAGGACUCCCCGAAGAUCACAGAGAAUAUGUUCUGUGCUGGCUACCUAGAUGGGAGCAAGGAUGCCUGCCAGGGGGACAGCGGGGGCCCGCACGCCACCAAGUUUCAGGGCACAUGGUAUCUGACAGGCGUUGUCAGCUGGGGUCUGGGCUGUGCAGCUGAAGGCCACUUAGGGGUGUACACCAGGGUCUCCCGGUACACCGAGUGGCUCCACAGGCUCAUGAGCUCCAAAACACCCUCAGAAGGCUUGCUACAAGCCCCAUUCCCGUAG